AAUACACUUUUCUGCGGACUUUUAGUCAGUUUGAUCAGUUUUCGUGAUAUGAAGGGAGCAGUUGAUUCUGAGUAUUCGAUUAUAAAAUCCAAGUGUGUUUUCCUUGGAGAACAUGGAGGUGAUUAUCAUAAGAAUAAUUUAAAUUAGUAGCUGGAAAAACAUCAAUCAUACUACGUUUCAUGCACGAUACAUUCGAUCCAGCUUAUCAUGCUACAAUAGGCAUUGACUUUGUUUCAAAAACUCUUUGUUUCAACGAAAAAUCAGUAAGAAGGUUUAGCAGCCUCAUUCCUAGCUAUAUAAAGGAUUCAUCUGUAGCAAUCGUCGUCUAUGACGUCACAAGUCGUGAAUCAUUUGUCAGAGCUGAUAAAUGGAUCGCAGAAAUUCGCACUGAACGUCCAUCAAAAACAUUGGUUUUUCUCGUCGGCAACAAAGUUGAUUUAGAAGACAAACGAGUUGUAACGACUGAAGAAGCAGCUAAGAAAGCCGAAAAAGAAAAUUUAUUCUUUGUUGAAACUAGUGCCAAAACAGAUUUCCAAAUAAAGAAGUUAUUUGAUGAAGUUGUAGUAGAAGUCGUUAAAAGUAUAAAUAAUUCAAAAGAAAAUGAACAUCCAAAUGGUAAUGUUGAAUUGGAUAAAGAGAAUGGAUAUUGGAAAUGUUGGUGCUUUUAAAGAAAUAAACAAUCACCAUAGAUACAUAUAUAAUUCAACUUAACAAAUACUUUUUUUUGUUAUUUUUCAAAAAAAACAAACAAACAUAAUCAUGAAUUGUAUGAGCUAUUUCACAUAGUGUAAAUAAAUGAUCAAUGAAUGAUAUUCAGUUGGGUAGGUGUAUAACUGUAUUGAAUAUUUGUUUGUUUGUUUUUCUAUACUUUUAAUGAUAUACACACUUACAAUAUAUAAAUGGAUAUACAUAUAGGACAUGGAAUCUAUGAUACGAAAUGAAAAUAUUAAACUGCUUAAAUCUUUCCUUAUUCAUUUCUCAUUCAUUCAAGUCUACAUUUGUCAUUCAUUCUUAGAUUUAUACAAGAAAAAAAAAGAAGAACUAUUG
Molecule: messenger RNA, 1047 nt
Organism: Schistosoma haematobium
Lineage: Eukaryota; Metazoa; Platyhelminthes; Trematoda; Strigeidida; Schistosomatidae
Product: Ras- protein RABH1b
Exons: 7
Coding region: 180-668 (162 amino acids)
Molecular function (GO): GTPase activity; GTP binding
Source: RefSeq, a predicted model, not a curated record